AUGUCCUCAAACAAGCCACGCGCCGCCCGUGCUUGUAGUGGAUGUCGCAAACUCAAAACGCGCUGUUACGAGUCUAGAUUGGCAGGAGGCUCAUGUCUGAGGUGUGAGAAGCUGGGUGCUCAUUGUUCAUUGGCCUCUGAGCGAAGUGCGAGACCUUCAAACGAUCUAGCUCAACACGGUUUGGCAAGCAGCACGCAGGACGCCAGACUUGCUCGCCUUGAGAAAGCCGUGGACCUUAUCCUAGGUCGACUUGGGAUCGAUAUAGACGACGAAACUGUGCCAGAUUUCACAUCAUCCCGCCCGUCGCUCGAUGAACAGCCAGAACCACCAAGCAUCGCGAAGGAUACGGCAGCGGCUCCCGUCUUUGUCAUUCGAGACCUUGCUACAGAGAUCGGCGUAGAAUCUCCAUCCGCGAUUCGCAGCGCCCACACAGUAACAGAUGCUGGAGACUCAGACUUGAUCGUAGACGGGCUUGUGUCAACGCAACAAGCUGUAGGUCUACUAAGCAUCUUCACCUUGCACUAUGGUCGCUGGGUAUUCGUCGACACUGUGAUAUCUCCGGAUAAACUGCUUGAUGAGGUCAAACGAUCACCACUGCUUUUAUGUUCGUGUUGCCUUAUCGCUGUCCGACACACCAACGAAGAGCUUGCCUCGAGCCUAGCACCAGAGCUUUUUGAAAAGUCGAAGGCCCUUCUCUCCGCGACACUACUCUCCACCACGCAAAGUACCGACUUCUUUCAGGCAGCUCUCAUCUUGUGCAUGUGGUCCACCACAGUGGGCCAAGUUCCCCUGAGCAUCGACAGCUGGCUGCUGAGCGGCUUCGCCAUUCAGCACUGUAUCUCGAGUGAACUUUUCGAAAAUGUGCUUAGCCAUGGCACUCCAAGCACCAAGCGCGAUUUCGGACUAUUGAGGCUCUGGAAUCAUCUUUGUUUGGUGCACUUGCACUAUUCGGUAGGGACGAGGCGCAAAUCCAUGGUCGGUCGGACGCAAGUCGAUAGGUGCCGAGAUAUACUGUCCUCUGAACAUGCAACAAAUUUCGAAGCCCGGAUGGUGGCAGAAGUCACCUUGUACUGGAUUCUGUACGAACACUGCUGUCUGACAGAAGUCGACCUCCCCAAGGCACAAUCUGCGUUGCAUCAGUGGAGACAGAACUGGAAAUCCGUCCUAGAUGAGCCUCGGUCACAGUUUCUUGAAAUGGGAUUUCUAUUUGCUCAGCUCCUUGCCUACGAUCAGUCUCUGAAAACUCGAUCCGCAAGGGUUCGAGAGAGUCUACUGUCAGAGAUGGUGCGUCUUUCGUCUGCGAUCAUGACGCUUGCUAUGGAAACAACAGAUGAUCGCACGAAGCACCUCAGUGACCACAUUUACCACAUGAUCACGUUCGCAGCGGUCACUCUAUGUAGACUACUGCAUAUGUACGAAGAGCAGUUGGCGCUCUCCCACAACAUCGCGGAGCUGGACUCGCUGGUCGCGACACUUGUACCCUGGCUCAAGUCCAUCGGUCUCUCCUGCCACGCCGCCUUCACGCUUGGUGACAUUGUUGCCGCUUUCCACAAGAAGCUGCGUCCUCUCGCAGGACCGUCGCCGGUGACUUCUGAGGAGCAGGACUUCUGGGCAGACAUGUCGUUCUGGGCUUCCUUCCCAGAUAUACUUGGGCCAGAACCGACGAGGACGACUAACUGGGACUUUUUACCGGGCUGGGAAACAUUAAAAUGA
Molecule: messenger RNA, 1713 nt
Organism: Fonsecaea multimorphosa CBS 102226
Lineage: Eukaryota; Fungi; Ascomycota; Eurotiomycetes; Chaetothyriales; Herpotrichiellaceae
Exons: 5
Coding region: 1-1713 (570 amino acids)
Biological process (GO): regulation of DNA-templated transcription
Cellular component (GO): nucleus
Molecular function (GO): zinc ion binding; transcription cis-regulatory region binding; DNA-binding transcription factor activity, RNA polymerase II-specific
Source: RefSeq, a predicted model, not a curated record